Molecule: messenger RNA, 1566 nt
Organism: Fraxinus pennsylvanica
Lineage: Eukaryota; Viridiplantae; Streptophyta; Magnoliopsida; Lamiales; Oleaceae
Source: the annotation of a GenBank genome assembly
AUGGAUCGCAUGGGAAAUUCUAGUGUUUCACCAGCAGAGAAUGGUUUUAGUGACUGGUUCUCGCAAUUAAGCUCAGAAAAUGCCGUUGAGGAACUUAUUCAACAGCCUCUUGUUCAGGGAAUUGAUGAUCAUCUCAUUGAGUUCUCUGAGGCUUUGAGAACUGUUGCAAAGGCAUUGCGUAGAGUUACUGAAGGAAAGGCUUUUGCUCAAGCUGAGGCUGCCGAAUGGAAGCGUAAAUAUGAAUUGGAGAGGGCACGUAAUAUGCAUUUGGAGAACCAAGUGCUGUCAUCUGGAGGGCAUUGCAGUGAGUUAAAUGAUGAGAGAGCAGAAAAUUUGGUAGACCAAACUGUGUUGUCCAAUGAAACUGGUGAACAAUGUGAGUUGUGUAGUGGAAAAGAUGAUAUUUGUGCUCACGAGGUUCUUCAAGCUGGUGAACCUGAUUCUGCCUCAAGUGGAGUCCAGAAUAGAAUGAUGAGGAAGGCAUCAUUUAAACUAUCAUGGUGUUGCAACGGUGAAAAAAGUGAUCGACACAAACAUGACAUUGUCUCUUUUGAAAAGGGUAAUAUAACAACUGCAGAACGUAGCAGUAAACAGAUUUCUUUGAAGUGGGAAUCUCCUCCGUGCACUGUGCUUAUAUUGACCAAGCCCAAUUCAACUUCUGUACGAAUUCUGUGUUUCGAAAUGGUCAGAUGGUUAAAAGAGCAGAAAAAGUUGAAUAUCUUUGUGGAGCCAAGAGUUAAAACUGAACUUUUGACAGAGUCAUCGUACUACAACUUUGUACAAACCUGGCAAGAUGAGAAGGAAAUGCUGCUUCUGCAUACGAAAGUUGACCUUGUCGUGACUCUGGGUGGAGACGGAACCGUUCUUUGGGCUGCAUCAAGGUUCAAAGGGCCAGUUCCUCCCGUCGUCCCAUUCUCUUUAGGUUCUCUUGGCUUCAUGACCCCAUUCCACAGUGAGCAUUACCGCGAGUAUCUUAAUUGUAUCCUUCGCGGUCCCAUUAGUAUUACGUUAAGACAUCGAUUGCAGUGCCAUAUCAUUCGGGAUUCAGCUAAAAGUGAAUACGAGAGUGAAGGACCAAUGCUUGUCCUGAACGAAGUUACAAUUGACCGUGGAAUUUCAUCGUUCCUCACAAAUCUGGAAUGCUAUUGUGACAACUCUUUUGUCACUUGUGUACAAGGAGACGGUUUAAUAUUAUCAACGCCGUCUGGGAGCACGGCAUAUUCCCUGGCAGCUGGAGGAUCAAUGGUUCAUCCUCAGGUUCCCGGCAUCCUGUUUACACCAAUCUGCCCACACUCUCUAUCCUUUCGGCCUCUGAUAUUGCCCGAGCACGUGACAGUUCGAGUAGUUGUUCCCUUCAAUAGCAGAAGUCAUGCUUGGGUGUCGUUUGAUGGCAAGGACCGGAAACAAUUGGGACCGGGCGACGCACUUGUGUGCAGCAUGGCACCUUGGCCCGUUCCAACCGCGUGUCAAGUUGAUUCGACCAAUGACUUCCUACGCAGCAUCCACGACGGUCUUCAUUGGAAUUUGAGAAAGAGUCAGUCGUUUGAUGGCCCUCGCGAUCCAUGA